Messenger RNA from Phycodurus eques (leafy seadragon), 4103 nucleotides. Its product is annotated as junctional cadherin 5-associated protein. Bases 1 to 4047 code for a protein of 1348 amino acids. Gene Ontology annotation, cellular component: ruffle membrane; adherens junction. Lineage: Eukaryota; Metazoa; Chordata; Actinopteri; Syngnathiformes; Syngnathidae. The record is from RefSeq and is a predicted model, not a curated record. Gene Ontology annotation, biological process: positive regulation of blood vessel endothelial cell proliferation involved in sprouting angiogenesis. The transcript is spliced from 3 exons.
AUGUACAGUGUGGAGGACCUGCUCAUCUCACACGGAUACAAGCUGCCCAGGAGUGGCCCGUCGUCGGCCACUCCUUAUGACAAGCGGCCCGCCGACUGCCAACGUGAGCUCCUGCUGGACAACCGGGCGGGCCGGGCAGCGGCAGCGCUCAACGGCUAUGAGACGGAGCGCGGCGGGGCCUCGGCGGGCAGCAGCGGCUUGUACGGAAGCAGGCCGGCGCCCCUCAAGGGUUACAUGGACAAUGAGGCUGAAAGGAGGAGGAAGGAGGCCUUCAUCGGUAUCCUAGGUGACACUCAACCCUUGAGUGAUUCUUUGGCUACAGACAGCGGUUUCUAUGAUGUCCCGAGUUUGACUUACUCUGAGCUGCUAAGCCACGACGAGAGAGAUAUUUCAUACUGGCGGAGGCGAGGCCAAGACUUCAGUAUUCUCCUGGACUAUGCCGAUGGUAGGGAGCUAAGAGCCUCUGCGGGGGCAUGGAGACCACAGGCCCUCAUAGCGGCCGAGGAACUCAGGGCAGAGAGGCAAGCGCAGCAGCUGUGGGAGGAGAUUUCCUGGCUGAGGGACCAAGAUGCACCUGGUCAGUUGAGGGUGACUGGGGAGCGGAAGUGUCAAAGCCUCGGUACCGAGGAGUGGAGGCCCGCAGUGGGCCUGGGCAGGCAGCUGUCGGACGGGGAUGGGGAAAGGUGGGCUUUGGAGCAGUAUCGCCUGAGGGCACCUGAAGGUUUUUUUCACCCAAGAACAAAAGCCAAGUCUCAGUCUCUCCCAAGAGUUUUGUCACCUGAUGGAACAAACAGCAGAGAGCUAAUUCCAUCCAGACCAAGCCUACCAGACAGACCGCCAAGGCUAAGCAGCACUCUUUUCUCUGGGCCCUAUAGUCGGUAUAUCUAUAGCGGAGCUAUUGGCAGGGACCGGUGGGGCAGGAAUUCCGGGCCAAGCAGCCACGUUGCACUUUUACCAAAGCCGAGGUUCAGCAGGCCUUCAAAGCCGCCAUCAUAUGAGAUUCACCAGCAGAUUAGGGGUAGUGCAGAAAUGCUUGCUAUAGACCAGGGUCUCAAGAUAAAAGACAGGCCUAUCUUUUAUUCAAGGGACGGGGAGCUGCGUCAUGACUAUUUUGCACAACACUCACUCCCUGGAAUGGAACCCCCGGGCUACAUUCCUCCUCCGUCUUAUAAAAGAGCCCCACCCCCAAGAGCCGUGUCAAUCAAUCGUAACGAAAUGCUAAACCUGCGGUGGAGGUCAGAAUCCCUGCAGCCCAGCUCAGACCCCGGGAGGUGGCUAACGAGGCACACGGGUGAUUCGUGGCUGGAACACUAUGGAGAUCGUGUGGCAUCCUAUCGAAAACAGACACCCUCUGGACACAAAGAGCAACAGAGUCAAGCUCGUCAAGUACCAGCUGAAGAUGCAAGAAUGAAUCAAAUCUCAGGAGGGCCCAGCAGAAAUUCUCUCACCGACUCAGACAAGAUCCGAAACAUCAACAAAGAGAAUCCAUCCGUUAAGAAUUUAGGACAAUCUCCAAGUGAUAGUGCCUUUCCUCCCCAACAGGGACAAUCCCUCAACACUGGUCGCAAGGCGACUCUUACUGAAAAUGACAGCAGUACUCGAUGGAGUAACAGGGGAUUGAACAAAAAAAGUGACAGUGUAGGUCCUGAACAAAAUCGUAGUCAAUUUUUCCCUUCAUCUAUUCUGGGUAAACCACCACCGCCCCCAUGCAAGCCGCCUGACCAGGUUGUCACUGAAACUGUGGCAGAAGUAAAGAAAGUUGAACAGCCCGAUCCACCGGAGAAGGAUAAAUCCAAGAAUCUCAAAAAGAGACUUAGUGAAACCAUCUUUUGUUUGGUUUCUGUUCCGGUCACCCCACAGCUCACUGGUACAAUCCGUGAUCAGAACAACAAUAAUGAGAAGUCACCAGACCCAGCCGACAGUCCCAGCGAAAACAAAACGGGCCAUUUAACUAACCAAAGUCUCCAAAGCACGUCUUCAGCCGAGGCCGAGCUGCAAGCGCUAACAGGUAGCAUAGCGAGCAGCAAGACGAGCAGCCGAGCGAGCAGUAAAAUGUUCAAGAAGUUGCCCUGUAGACCCCCUAAAAUAAACCAUUACAAGGAGCUGAAGUUGUCAGGAUCUUGGCCCGCAAACCAGUACCGCGACCAGGAGACACAAACUAGCCCAGAGGCCGAAAAAACUGGCCCUGAAAACAAGGAAGCACAAGAAGACCCCAUCCCUGCUGCCACUGAAGCCCCUGCAGAUGGUGGCAGUGUAGCAGGCACCACCUUCACGUUCCCUAUCAAGGGAGUGAAGAGUCUAAAACUUUCAAGCAACAGCGCCUUCUCCCUGACCACCACUUUCUCCAACCAGCUGAACAAGAGCACAGCUCAGCAGCCAGCAGUUCCACCCUCAGGAAAUGUGGAGAGCAAACCAGCAGCUAGCAGCGGCCAGGAGGUGUUUAAGGUUCCCGAGUUCCUGCUGAAACCGAUUGUCAGCCAGCGACCGUGGGAUGCUGUCAAAGAGCUGGAGGCAAUCCAAAAAGAAGUCCAGGAUCAACAACAGCAGCAACAGAGCAGCAAACAGCCCAGCGUUGACAAGUGUAUCGAGGACCUCAACGAGGCCUACAAAGACAUCUUGGAGCUUGGCGCUGCCAGCAAUAAGGUCCCCGACGGGUCAGUUGAAAUCCCUGAGCGUAUCAAAAUCCGUCUGACGUCCCAGCCUCUCAACAAACCCAGCAGCCUUAGGCGCAGUGCGGUCAGCUGGUCCGUUGAUCCGGAGUACAGGGAAGUCAAGAGCGCCUUCUCCAGGCCUGCCACAAAGUCGGUCACGUUCAGCAAGCAGCUGAGGGAGGAACUCCCUGUGCCCCCUCGGGAGUCGGGUUUUCGAGAAUACAGGGUUGUUCCACAUCUUCCGCGUAGACGUAGCAACGACGGCAGGACUGUGAAACUGGACCUGCCCGAUGAACCCAUCGAGACACCGCUUUGUGACUUCAGCCCGAUGACCAACAGCACGACAGCAGAAGUGCCGUGGGCAGACCGACAGCCCAUGCAGGACGCAUCCACGCUCACAAGUCCUCCCGACUAUGAGGACAUAUGCCAGACUUUGCGUCACUCUCGGGAUUCGAGCAAUCCUAAUGACCCGGCAACUCCUCAAGAUCUCGAUUCAGAGGAGGAGUGUCCUAUUUGCAAAAGGGAGCUGGAGAACCAGUUGAGACAGGGCCCACUACCUCCUCUCCACGAGGAGAACAGCUCAGAUAGCUCCGUCAAUCCAAACGGAAGUCCGCCGCAGCGCGCUGCAGACGAAAGCCCGGUUGAGGAUGCAAGGAAUCAGGAACCGCAGAACUCGAGUCGCUACCAGGCGGGGUCCGAUAUGAGUGCUGAUGCAGCGAAGAAGGAUUCAUCAACACAAGACAAUUUGGGCGAUACUGAUGAAACAGUCGAUGGUUCCACAGAUGUGCAUGCACGCUCAGAUGAACUAAGUAAAACUGAGUUGGUGGAGUCAGCACAGAAAGAAGCCAACGAGGGAGAAAUGGCAGAAUGUAUUGCGGCUGACACUGAACGAGAGGGACAAACUGAAGCAACGUCGGACAACAAGCAGGAGCAAGAGAGGAAGCCAUUUGCUCUCGCGGAACAUAGACUUGUCCUAUGGACACACCCGGGGCGAGACCACCCCGGGUUGCCAGAGUUUCCGCCUGAGAGACUGCCACUUUCAGUCGUGCCAAAGCUCGACCGCAGGCUGUCCCUCAGCUUGGAAGGGGAGCACCAGAGUGGCGCCCCCCCUAAUAGAAUUGAAGCUCUGCAUAAUAAGCUAGCCGUCUCUCCUAGCCGGGUGGCUGUGGAGCGUCUGGGCAAGAUGCGGGAGGUGGACGUGAUGUAUCGCAUGAGACGCCUCAGCAUCAGGAGCACCGACUCUGGAGAGGGGGAUGGGGAGGGCAAGGACUCCCAAGAUUACCCAAACGCUUCUCAGACAGGCAGGGAGAACAAAGACAAAGAGGUGUCUGGAUCCCGCCAGGUCUUGGAAGAAACUGCGAAGCACGGUGACAGGUCUACUUUCAGAACGCUGUGACAGCCCGAGAGAGCGGCGACGGUGUCGAAAAAGACAACGUUCAUCGUGUCCCCAUC